AUGUCCAACGAUACGAUGAAAGCCGUCGUCUUCCACGGCACUCUCGAUGUUCGUCUUGAAGAUCAUAUUCGGCAUUAUGUGGCAGGUAAGUUGGUUUAUGUUCAUUCGUUCGUUCACGAUAUCCUCACCUUAUCUUACCUUGCGCAUCAACGUAAGAAGUUAGAAUUACCAUUAAUCAAUUCCACACAUAGUGAACUGCACGUAUUCCGCGGCCACCAACCUUCGAAAACGGGCUUUAUCAUGGGCCAUGAGACGACGGGUAUCAUUAUCGAGGUAGGCAACGAAGUCAAGAUACAUGCGAAAGGCGAUUCGAUCGUCAUGCCUUUUACCGUGUCGUGUGGGAAAUGUUUUUAUUGUACAAGAGGCUAUUCGUCGCGGUGUGAGGAGUGUUUGUUGUUCGGAUGUCCGCUGUUGGAUGGUGGGCAGGCGGAGUAUAUGAGAGUUCCGUUGGCGGAUGCGACGGCUGUGAAGGCCCCGGAGGGAAUCGAUGAGAGGAUGUUGAUAUUGAUGGCGGAUAUAUUUCCGACGGGGUAUUUCGCAGCCCGGAAUGCUUUUGAGGGGAUGGAGAGCGAGACUAUAGGUAAUAGUGUGGUGGUUUUGAUUGGAUGUGGACCGGUGGGUUUGUGUGCGUUAAUUAAUGUUUUGGAAUAUAAACCCAAAGUCGUGAUCGCUAUCGAUCGGGUAGAAAGUCGAUUGGAGUUGGCGAAGAAGUUGGGGGCUGAGCCGUGGAAUGAUCAGACGCAUAAAGAGGGGUUGACGAAGCGAGUAAAGGAGUUAACCGAUGGACGAGGAGCCGAUUGCGUUAUUGAGGGAGUGGGUCAUUCGGAUGCGCUGAGGACGGGAUUCGAUCUAUUGAGGCCUUGGGGAACUAUUGCAAGUUUUGGUAUGUUGACUGCUUGA
Messenger RNA from Sclerotinia borealis F-4128, 900 nucleotides. The record is from the annotation of a GenBank genome assembly. NCBI's taxonomy places the organism in Eukaryota, Fungi, Ascomycota, Leotiomycetes, Helotiales, Sclerotiniaceae.